AUGAUGUUGUGGAGCGCCCUGGCGACUGGAUUGGCCAUCUCGGUUGUCCUCGCCGCGGAUGAUAGUCCGCCUGGUGUCAUUGUGGAACUAUGUAAGCAGCGAGGCCAAGUUCCUCAAAAGGCGGGCGACAGCUGGACCUGUGUGCAAAACAGCAGCAUAUGCGGUGAGGGCGAGGACCAGGCUACGUUGCACAAGGACGCCAAGACGGGCGAAUAUGUGUGCUGCUCCCCGGGGUACAAGCUCAAGGAUGGCCGUUGCGUGGAUCCUAGGCCGCCCCCCGCGCCUGCGCCGGGAACAUGCGCGGCACGCAUCGAGGACGUGGGACUGACCAGCCUGCUCAGCCGUGUCCUUGCGCCUUGCUUCCCCUGUGGCACCACCGCUCUUGAUACCUUUCUCACCGAGUACGCCGGUGUCCUCAAGGCUGCGAUGAACCUGGUCGAAGAUGCCUACAGCCAGCCGGGCUGUGUCACGCCAAAGCCAAGCCCCGGUAACUGGUGGAAAUGCCCUCGAGAUGAUGAUUCCCCAUGUAAAUGGCUUGCAUUGGAGAACAACAAGGCUCCCAAGACCCUGGCGGCCACCGGCACCGACCACAGGGUCUUGCCUAACCCGAAUGUGCCGGUCGCAAACUACAAAUAUCCCUUCGACACAUGGGUUACGACGUGGCCCGAUGACGACUUGGACAUUUACAUCAAAGGCGAAAAAGUCAAGCCCCAGGCGUCGGGGACGAGCUACCUCAUCCCAGCAGGAACGUCUGGCGACGAUGUCUACUACAAGUCGUCGCGCGGCGCGCAGAUUCAGUUCUAUGGCGCCUGCUCUCCGAGCACGCCGUGCAUAGGCGAGGAGGUGGUGCCGUGGACGCAGGGCAAGGCCGUGACGGUAGGCGACCGCGAUGCCGUCAUCGACGUCAGCAAGUACACGUCCGACGGUGACCUCGUCUUCACCAUAGCCGACACGUCCGUGACGACGGAGCAAUACACCAUCUUGGCAGAUGGCAAAGAGGUGGACAAGACCCACGGGCGGCUGACCCUGGGAGCCGACAAGUACAACACCAAGAACAUUGUCAACAUCGACGUGGGCGCCGGGCCUUGGGGGGCGCUCAGGAGCAUCGCCAAUGACGGCUUUUGGGGCUCGUUCCGCAUUCCUAAAGGGACACAGCAAGUCACGGUCCAUAUGAACUUUGAAGCACCGGGGUGGCCACACUAUUUGUUUGAGUAUCGUAUUGACAAGCUCUGCAAGUGUUGA
Molecule: messenger RNA, 1242 nt
Organism: Purpureocillium takamizusanense
Lineage: Eukaryota; Fungi; Ascomycota; Sordariomycetes; Hypocreales; Ophiocordycipitaceae
Exons: 6
Coding region: 1-1242 (413 amino acids)
Source: RefSeq, a predicted model, not a curated record